This is a messenger RNA of Dinoponera quadriceps, 910 nucleotides long. Its product is annotated as 1,2-dihydroxy-3-keto-5-methylthiopentene dioxygenase-like. Gene Ontology annotation, molecular function: acireductone dioxygenase [iron(II)-requiring] activity. The record is from RefSeq and is a predicted model, not a curated record. The transcript has 4 exons. The annotation marks the transcript as partial. NCBI's taxonomy places the organism in Eukaryota, Metazoa, Arthropoda, Insecta, Hymenoptera, Formicidae.
UCACCNCAGCCCGCGGAGUUCGUGCCGCUGGACGAGUUCUUCGCGAAGACAGGCGUGGAGUAUUUUAAGGUAGAUCAUCUGAAUUACGAAAAGGAUGAUACUUUGAUAAAAUUACGACAGGAUCGCUCUUACACAUACGAAGAUGAGAUAACGUGCUCCAAAGAGUGCUUACAAAAUUACGAGGAGAAGCUAAAGAAUUUCUAUACCGAGCACCUUCACACCGACGAAGAGAUCCGUCUGGUUCUGGACGGAUCAGGUUAUUUCGACGUACGGGAUAAGGACGAUCAAUGGAUUCGAAUUGAAGUGAAGGCCGGCGAUCUGAUAAUUAUACCGAGUGGAAUCUACCACCGUUUUACUCUGGACUCUGACAAUUACGUGAAGGCGAAGAGAUAUUUUGUGGGGGAGCCGGUUUGGCUGCCGCACAACAGGCCGGCCGAUAACAUGGAAUGCCGGAAGAUGUACCUCACACGGAUGGAAAAGGGCUUCGAAGUGCCUCCAGUUUAAUAAACUACGUGCCGAUACAACGGGCUUUCGUGAAAACAUAUUGGAGCGAGUCGGAGAAACAAGUUCCGUCUUAUAGAUAUGUAGAGAAAGAUAAAUACUCGCUAGCUGUAUCUCGGAUAUUGCUUACGAUUCAACCCGAUGUUUUUCACAUAUUCCAUAUUUUGUACGACUUUUGAAUAUUAAUAUGUCACGUUUGCGUUAUAUACAAAGACGGUAGCUGUAGCAACAUUUGGAGCAGCUGUAUAUACAAUCCUUUUAACAUAUAUUUGAAUAAAAGAGGAAACUGCGCUUUUAUCGAAAAGUUUUUACAAUCGUUCAACGGAAACCUUUAUAUGUGUAAUUCUUGAUUCAUUGUCAGACCAGUGCUCGACAAUAAUAUAAUACAAUGUUAAAUUAAUCGCUAAAA